GGAGGUCGGCGUUACCUUCACUGCAGUUGCUGCCCAUCCAGCCGGCGUCACACACGCACCGAGCUGUGUAAACACACAAACGGGCGUGAGCCACAACACAGAAAGGCUCCGAAACAGCGGCAGCUCACGCUCAGGAGCCUCUGCCCCCAUCCCACCCGCAGGAGAGGAACCCUGAGCUCAAGCACAGGCUGGGUUCCAACUGCAGCUGCCAAACACGGCAGGCUCUCCUGCUGAUUGCACCGCCAGAGAUUAACUCUGGGGGCAACUGGCAGCAGCACCUGCACCCACUGAGCUCUGCCCAGUGCCUUCAGUGGGGCCAGGCUGGCUGAGCCAGGGAGGAGACACAGAAACAGAGCAGCUGGGGUGUGAUGGCAGUGCCCAGCUUCAAAAGGAGUGGAUGAAAGAGCAGUUGAUGAAGAGCUCAGCUGCUCUGUGGGUAAUACACUGCCCUGCCCUUCAGAUUUACAAACCAGGAGCACAGCCCCUGAGGGCAGAAAAGGGAAACUGAGACACAGAGUUGGAAGUCAAGUUCUAUUACAGGCCCAGCCCUGCUGCUGUCUACUAAAGGCAACGUGUUCUGACCAUCUCUGCUGCUGCUUCAGAUGCUGCAGGGAAGGGGAAAGCAGCUCCAUACACCCAGAAGACACCUGGGAGCAGGAGGCCUUUGGAGUCAGCCUGAGAAGCAGCUGAGGGAGGGAGCCUGAUGACAGCAAAACAGCUCCAAAACAGUUUCAGCAAGGCCACAGGUCCCAAGUUGGCCCAAAGCUUUUCCAGUAUGUCCUAAAAGUCAUUGUGCAGGCAAUACAAUUGCUGUACACAAUGCUGAAGAUAGAUCAGCCAUCCUAUAUUCUUCUUCAGAAUCCUCCAGGCUUGCCUGGUAUAGCUGUUGCCUGGGUAGCAUGUCUAUUCUGGAGAAGCAAGAUGAUAAUAGAUUGGCACAACUAUGGAUACACCAUAAUGAGCCUGAGCCAUGGAAGAAACCAUCCGCUGGUACACGUUGCAAAAUGGUAUGAGAAGCUCUUUGGACGUCUGUCUGACUACAACUUGUGUGUUACUAAUGCAAUGAAGGAAGAUCUGUGGGUGAAUUGCAACAUCAAGGCAGUGACACUGUAUGACAAGCCAGCUGCUUAUUUUAAGGAGACACCAUUAGAACUUCAACACCGUUUGUACAUGAAACUUGCCAGAGACUAUGAGCCUUUUAAAGCAAGGCACACUACAGAGUCUGCCAGCUGGAAUGCAGAGAGGUCUGCCUUUACAGAAAUGGAUGAGAGAAAUGGGCAGGUGGUGAAAAGCAGAGGACGACCAGCUCUCCUCAUCAGCAGCACAAGCUGGACAGAGGAUGAAGACUUUUCAGUCCUUCUAAAAGCUUUAGAAGAUUAUGAGCAGUUUAUCAAUGAGGGAGCCAAGCUGCCACCUUUAGUCUGUGUGAUAACAGGUAAAGGACCUCUAAAAGACUACUACAACAGAUUGAUAGAUAAACUACACUUCAAACAUAUCCAGAUCUGCACACCGUGGCUCGAAGCUGAGGAUUACCCACUUCUGCUUGGCUCAGCAGACCUGGGGGUGUGUCUCCAUAAGUCAUCCAGUGGUCUGGAUUUACCCAUGAAGGUGGUUGAUAUGUUUGGCUGUUGUUUACCAGUGUGUGCAAUAUAUUUUGAAUGCUUACAUGAACUCGUGAGACACGAUGAAAAUGGUUUGAUAUUCAGGGACUCAAAUCAACUUGCAGAACAGCUAAAGAUGCUUUUGAUGGGCUUUCCCACACUGGAAGGCAAACUUCAGAGCUUCAGGAGAAACCUCCGAACAGCCAAGCAGCUGCGCUGGGAUGAGAGCUGGGACCAGACUGUUCUGCCUUUGCUUGGGCAGAAUGAAUGACCUUUUGUGGGCCAGGACAGUAUCUAAAAGCUGACACAUUCCUGGAGCUGCAGAGAUUGAUAAGUAGUGAAUAAACACUUUGUCUAUAGUUGCGGUUUUUAACUACUUCAUCUUGGAACAAGUGCUUGGACUCGCCUCUUCCAUGACAAUUUGAGCCUCUCGUGUGAGUGAGAAGAGUGCUGGAGGUGCAGUGAGGGUAUAGCUUAAGUUUUUGAGGGAAGGUGUGGUCCCUGUGUUGCAGAACUUGAGCCAUCCCACCUGGACUGCCUUUUCUUCCUUAUCACUCAGGGGUGUUCAGUCUGGAGGAGGCUGAGGGCAGAUAUCAUCACUCUACAACUCCCUCACAGGAGGCUGUGGCCAG
This is a messenger RNA of Colius striatus (speckled mousebird), 2233 nucleotides long. RefSeq names its product ALG1 chitobiosyldiphosphodolichol beta-mannosyltransferase (gene ALG1). Gene Ontology annotation, cellular component: endoplasmic reticulum. NCBI's taxonomy places the organism in Eukaryota, Metazoa, Chordata, Aves, Coliiformes, Coliidae. Bases 820 to 1872 code for a protein of 350 amino acids. The transcript has 13 exons. Gene Ontology annotation, molecular function: mannosyltransferase activity. The record is from RefSeq and is a predicted model, not a curated record.